GGAAAGCGUAUUUUCACUCUAGGGUACGGCUAUUGUCAAAACAGUUUUCACGACAGGCUCUGUUAUGUUUGUGAUCAAACAAAAGAAAACAAAACGAAGAGUAAACAUUUGUUUUUCUCUUUGAUUUUCGAUAGCUGCAGUAAAAUUAGCAAUUUGGCUAGUGCAAUCGAAUAAGAAUAACACAGUUUGUGGAUUAAGAGGCAGACACAUAGGCUCGCUCGAAAAAAAAAUGUUACGAAUUACGAAAAUGUAGUGAGGAAGAGAUUUUCCUUUUCCGCAAACAGCGAACGACGAUACGAGUUUCUGAAGAAAACAUCCCCGAUUUGGAUGAAAACGUUCCCGACAUUCGUUCCAUGUAUUUCGCGACAAUCUUGAAAGUGUGUAAAAUGCUUUAUCAAUUGUUUUGGUUCCUUGCGGCAUGCUGCACCUUCAUCGUGAAUACCUUAUGGCUAUGUUGCAACUUUGCCUCCGUCGGUAUUCCUUGGUUGAUGUUGCUUCUCUUCCUGGUCUGCAUCGGGUCGAAGUUUGUGAAGCUAAAAUCUCCCGCCGACGAUGUGGUGCUGUCCAUGCUGACCAAAAACGAAAAGCAAACGGACGGCAAUGAGGCACUGUUCUGGCCAAUCGUCAAUCGGGGUGGGGCAUUUGAUGCGCCGGAAAAUUCACUCGCGGCAAUCAAUCAGUGUCUGUCGCAAAGGUGUCAAAAGAUACUGUUAGAUCUCGGCAUUACCAGCGAUGGAAAAGCGAUCAUACUUCAUAGAUCGACACUCGAGAAAGCGAACGUAAAUGAACCGAUGCAGAAGCUGAACUUUGGUUUCUUCGAUAAUUUUAACAUAAGCGAACACCAUCCACUGGGCCAACUGUUCCAGCCGGAAAAGGUGCUAACGUUCGAGAGACUGUUGAAGCUGUUGGAAUCAUCAGAAGUGACCGUAUUUCUGCUGGCCUCCCAAAUAAACUCUACGCUGUUGGAGAUAGUACGCGAAACGGCUUCAAAGUGUCCUAUUUUUACGAAACGGAUCGUUUUCUGCUGCUCUGCACCAUCGGCAAUCUAUCAGCUUCGCCAGCACUGCCCAGAUCUGGUUUGCGGGCUCUGGAUGGAAAGGUCCUGCUUUACGAUACUGCCACGCUAUCUGAAUACCUCCACGAUACUGCUAUCCAUUGUAGGUGCCAUCUAUCGAAACAUAAUAGCACCCGUGAUCGGUGUUAGUCUAGUCUUUAUCCAUAAGGAUGAGUUUAAUGCACAAAUCUCAACACUGUGGAAGAACGUCGGUGUUCGGCCUAUUGUUUACACAAUAAAUUCCCCGAACGAAAAGCGCUACUUUCAGCAGGUGACCAAAACGCUCUAUCUCACGGAUUCGCUCCGUUCCGAACCGCAGCUAAUAUUCAAACCCAAACGAAAGUAAUAAUAGUCACGCGUCGUUGUACGACGGCCAUUCGAACGGGGCUAAGAACACUUAAUUUAAGCGAAAUGUAUGCGUGUUUGUGUCUUGAGUCAAGUUAUAUAGUCUUCUUGCGUUUAGCUUUACGUUUAGCACGCGGAGCAGUGUGCUGCGUAACGCAUGUUUAGUUUUAUUACCGGCUUUAAAGCACAUUUGCAAAGCGAAUCGACCCACUUUAAAGUAGGCAGCCAUAGAUGAAGCCUCGUUGGCGUAUUUAUUUAUUUAGUCUCAGGUAUCUCUGUUCUAACACAACUUACGGCCAAGUAUUAGCUGGUAUGAGAUGUGAUUGAGACACAUCCGUAGUCAAAUGCAUUUCAAAAAUCGAUCUUAGUUUGGUUUUAGCCUCAUCAGCGUGAUGAUGCGCGUACCAGAAUCAAAACUGUAAUACUGAAUGUGUCGAAAUAAACUGUGCGCGUACGGUACAACGUAGUACGGUUCACAUA
Messenger RNA from Anopheles funestus (African malaria mosquito), 1879 nucleotides. Its product is annotated as glycerophosphodiester phosphodiesterase 1. Gene Ontology annotation, molecular function: phosphoric diester hydrolase activity. The record is from RefSeq and is a predicted model, not a curated record. Gene Ontology annotation, biological process: lipid metabolic process. The transcript has 4 exons. NCBI's taxonomy places the organism in Eukaryota, Metazoa, Arthropoda, Insecta, Diptera, Culicidae. The coding region runs from base 354 to 1400 and encodes 348 amino acids.